CCGGUACGUACCGUACUUGUGUGCAUGCAGUAUAUACGUGCGGUCAUCUGCAGAUCGAACGGCAGUGGCACAUAAAUAAUCCGAUUUGAAAAUUACCGGCAAUAUUCCUGACAAAUUCAGCAAACAUCACAACAUGAUCUGAGGGCUAGCUGCACUAUGCAUUAAGAUAAGACGCUGAAAAUGGCCGACUUUGGUUACGGACGAAGUGGUAGUUCGCUCAGGACUCGAGCUGAGAGACCACUUACGGACUCCAACAAUGUCAGCGUGAAAUACAGCUCCUCCACGCCGGCCGUCCGCGCCGCUAGCCCCGCGGGAAGAGGUCAUUUCGGUUCCGCUGUUGGCGCCAGCUCUCGUGCCAGUAAUGUCAGCAGCGCCGGUAGCGAGUCCAUGCAGGGCCUGAUGAACGAGUUUCGGGAUCUUUACCAGAGUCGUCUGGAAAAACUUGAGGCUGAGGACGAUGGGCAUGAAGACACAACGAAGAAAAAGCUUCGUAUCCUACAGUCCUACAUCAGUGACUUGACAGACCAGAAUGAUGUUCUUCUUAAAACUGUUGAGGAUUUAGAAAGAGAAGCUAACGAGAGAGUAGGCCAACUGGAAGGGCAACUACAACAAACACAGAUGGCAAUCAAGGAAAUCAAUGUCAAGUCCCAGGACAUUGACCAUGAGCUGAGACUAGUUACUAUACAGAAGAAGAAUACUGAACAAACACUCCAUGAUUUACAGCACCGCUUCGAUCGUCAAAGAGAGGAAAAUGAAGCGCUACGAGACGAGAACAGCGAUCUGAACCACGAUCUAACCAUCGCAAUCGGUCUGAUUGGUCACGCGAGGGCGACAGGCAAGUGGGAAUUUGGCAGGCUGGACGCCCUGCGAAUUGUAUCCAGAGACCAAAUCCUGGGCCCCAAGCCCCAAGACAUCCCCACAACGGACUCCAUUCUGCAGAGCCACAUAGAAGACUUGAAGUCACAGCUACGCCAUCGGGAUAACCUCAUCCAGAAACUGCAGAAUGACCUGAGGGGAAGCCGGGACACUCAGAUGAGCUCAGAGGAUGAGAUUGCACGUAGAGGCACAGUGCUGGACUCCACAAAGACGACACUGUCCACGAUUCACGACCGCGAGCAGCAGCGCAUGGUCAGCGAAACCGACAAGGACAUCACGAUCAUGAAACUGAAGUCAACGCUGCGACAGGCCGAGCAGAGUAGGCACGACGCAGUGGAAGAGAUGGCCGGCAAAGAACAGAACAUUGACCAGUUCCGUUCCUUAGUCAACGAGCUGCAAAAUGAGCUGGUGGUACGAGAAUCGGAGAAUGCCAGCCAUAUGCAGACCAUUGCACUCUUGAAGGAAAAACAACGGCAAUCCUUUGAUCAGGUGUCUCAUUCGGAGCAGCGAAUCAAAACCCUGGAGGCAGAGCUGAGGCAGUCACAUGACCAGCGGAGGAAAACCAUAGAUGAGAUUGGUGGUCUUCAGUCGAGACUGAGGGACAAGCAGCUCUCAUCCCAGGACAGCCACCAAGUUUUGAAACAAGAGCUUUCCAGACGAGAUGAGACCAUUCAGCAGCUCAGGAAGGACGUUCUGAGUCUACAGGAACGCCAUGAUAACACGCUGUCAGAGUCGGACACUCGCAAGAGAAGACUGGAAACUUUACAACAACAGGUGGAGAGGCAAACUAAAGAGUUUGAAGCACAGCAACGAAAUAUCAGCAGUCUGCAAGAUCAGAUGGAAAAGAAAGCCACACAGCUCCAAAAGAACGAGGACGAGAUGCGCAACCUGGAGGCGGACUUGGCCGCGGUCAGCCGUCAACUCCAGGGGGCGCUAGAUGAGGCAUCCAUGAAGGAGCGCACCAUCAAGGAGUUACACCGUGACCUGAGUCAGAGCCAGGGCCAGUGCGGCGAGCUGCGGGCCCAGGUCGAGAAACUCAGUAGACAGGUGGCCAUGCUGUCGGUGGCCUCCCAGGACACCCGGAAUGCACUGACUGAAGAGGUUGCCGAGCGACAUGACACCAUCGUCCACCUGAGGACUGACCUACAGCUUCUUGAGGAGCAGCACCAGCAGUGCCUGGUGCAGGUCCAGCACCGGGGAGAGGUCAUGCAACAGCUCAGACAAGACUUGAAGACGGCCACCACUGAGUUGGAACAAGUCCAAGAGCAAGCAGCAAAGACGGAGGAAGAGGCGCGGGAACGGGCCGCAAAACUCCAGGCGGAGCUGACCGUCAAAGUGGGCGCUCUUCAGGCCACCAAGACCGAGCUGACGAGCCUGCAGGAGAAUGUCUCCAAGAGCCAGUCGCAGGUUGAGAAUCGGGAGGAGACCAUCCAGCGUCUUCAGCGCCAGGUCCGGUCUCUGCAGGGGGAAUCGGAGAGGAGGGAGGACUCGGUACAGAAGCUGGAGGCAGAGCAGACCACGUCGAUGGAGGAGAAACGAAAACUUGUAGAUGAGCUGGCAAGGAGAAAGACCUCCCUGUCCCAGAUGGAGUCUGAGCUGAAGAAAACUAAGCAGCAGCUGCAGGAUGUAAUGGAGGAGAACGGCCGUCUGGCUGCUAGAAUCCAAGCAGCACAGAUCACUGCACAGAGUGAGCAGGACGUCAUGUCUAUCGAGGUUUCUCGUCGGGAUGAAGCAAUGCAACGGAUGAAGAAUGAACAGACAGCACUUAGAGAACAAGUCAUCAAGUCAGAGGAGAAAUUAUCCAAACAGGAGAUGGCGUUAGAGCAGUUGAAGCACCAGUUGAAGAAGGCCCAGAAUGAGGUCAAAAGUCGUGAUGAGAGCAUUCAGAACUUGGAACGUGAGAUACGGGAUAUGAAGCAGAUGCACAGUGGAGCUAGAGAUGAGGUUGAGCGUCUGGAGCAAGCGUUGCAGGAACUGAACAGUGAGUUUCAAUCGGCACAGAUAAAGGAAGAGAAUCUUCAACAAAAUGUCAAGAUAAAAGAAGAUGUGAUUUCGGAGCUACAAGCCGACGCUGAAACUCUCCAUCAACAACAUAAAGAGUUUCUUACCAAGAUUGCUGAGAGGGAUGGAGUGCUGCAGAAGCUGAACAACGAGAACGCUAAACUCAAGACUAGGAGUCAAGAAAAAACAACCGAGAUCCAGAGGCAGACCAACAUGAUGAAGCGAUUAGAAGAUUCCAUCACCAAGGCUCAACUGGACAUGGAGGAAAUGAGACGCAAGAACCAAGAAGAGCUUGCACGACGUGAUGAAAGCCUUGCACAGAUGCGGGAGGAACUGAUGGAAUCUCAACAGCAGUACACCACCUGCUGUGAUGAGGUGAUGAAACUCGAGGACCUGCUGGACCGCGUCCGGGCCGAGAACGCCAAACUCCAGAAGCAGAGCGAGCACGACGCGACCGAGCUGCUGAGGCUGGCCGAGCGGUGCCAGCAGCAGGAGCUGGACCUGGCCGUAGUCCAGGAGAAGCACAGGACCUGCCAGCGGGAGGUGGGGGUCCGGGACCAGACCCUGCUCAGGCUGCAGGCUGAGCUGGACACGGCACAGCAGCAGUACCAGGGGUCACUUGAGGAGUUAGCAGCUCAUGAGGAGGACCUACAGGAAGCCAGGUCAAAGGUCAAGAGUCUCCAGGGAGAAGUUCGCGACCUUAGAGAUGACUUGGCUCAAAGAGAAAGAAAGGUGGCUUCAGACGAGAAAUUUAUUCAGCAACUCCAGGAGCAAUGCCAAGUCUCUAGAAUGGAGAGCCAGACCCACCUAACCGAGGUAAGCCAGCAACAGACCUCCCUCCAAGCGGCCAAACAACUCCACACGGAGGAUGUACGCAGCUUCACCGCCCAGGUAAAUGACCUCAAACACCAACUGGAAGAAGUCCGCGCCUCGCUGGACCAGAGCGAACUGCAAGGCCUGCAGUACAAGAGCACAAUGGACGGCCUGAGGACAGAUCUGGAGAAGACACAACAGCUGCAUAAGAGUGCCAUGGACAGGAUUGCACAAACCAACCGAUCCCUGGAGCAACAGGAAGAGUUGUACUCCCGCGCCAAACAAGAAAUCGCCUCGCUGCAGGACCAACAACAACGCGGUCAGUACAUGACCCAGGAGGUCAGCGCCGAGCUGGCCAGCUACAAGGACCGUCACACCCAGAGCGUGGAGCAGCUACAGAGAGCCGAGGCCAGCUCCACGACGACCAUCCGUGGGCUGGAGAAGCAGAUCUCAGAAUGCCAGAACAAGAUCAAAGACAAAGACGAUACGGCCGACAAGCUCCGUCGCUCCCUGACCAACCUGGAGCUGCAACUGAACGACAAGACGGACCACGCCGAGAAGGCAGAGAGGGUGAUAGACACCCUGACGAAGGAGCUGGACAAGACCCAGGGGGAGCUGAGAGCCACCAAGGAGAAACUGGAGAACAGCCAGGAUAACAUUGCGAACCUGACGCAGAAGUUGCUGGAAAAACAACAGCAGUCGGCCGAGUAUCAGGAGCAAGCAUGCAAGCUACAGGCGGAUCUGAAAUCCUAUCGAGAGGAACACAGACACACUGCACAGGAGGUGAACGAGAGAGACGAGAACAUCCAACAGCUCCAGCUGAACCUGCGCCAGCUGGAGAGCGCCCUCGCUGGCAAGGAGCGGGACACGGCUGACCUGCGCAGCCGGCUGGAGGAGGUGACCUUUGACCUGGAGGACGCCAAGCGACGUCUGGAGGAUGCGGGGAGGGAGAUCCGCGAGCUGGAGGAGGUCGUGAAGCAGCAGCGGCUGAACAUGGCAUCGGACAGCCAGAAACACAAGACAGAGGUGCUGAAGUUUGAGGAUCAGAUCAAGCAGCUAGAGUCCAGCCUGUCGGAGGCCAAGAAAGCCCUCAAGACCCUCAGCCAAGAGAUUGAGAGGAAGAAGGAGAGCCUGCAGAAGAAAGACAGCGAGAUAUCCGUCUCCAAGGAUAACGUCAAGAUCAAAGUAGAUGAGAACCAGAGGUUGGAAACCACAGUCCGCAGCCUGAACGACGAGAUCCAACAGCUGCAGACCAAGGAGCGACAGACGCAGAGCGACAACGCCAAGCUCCAGGGGGAGGGCAGGCAGCUGAAGGAAGACCUGGCUGAGGCCAGGCAGCAGUACCGUGAUGCUGCUCAAGAACUGGCCCACCAUGAAGAGAAGCUGAACCUGAUGGAGAACAGUCUCCAGUCGACGCAGGAGCAGCUCAGCAAUCGGGUCACCGAGGUGGUCCGCCACGAGCAGCUGAACCGACGACUCCAGACUGAGCUACGAGCCGCGAGGGACCAACUCCAACUCCUGGAAGAAGAAGCCGAAGAACAGCAAGCCAUAAUGGAGGGGUUCCAGAGGGAGUUGGAAGGAUCGAGGGAAGAGCUGGAACGAGCUAAGAAAGAGUUGGACAGAUGGAAGGGGGAGGCGGGGAAACUAGAAGGGAAAGCAAGGGAGGGGGAGGAACGAUUGGCGGCACUGCACGAACAGCUGUCAGAGCAAGGCAAUGAAUUACAGGAACAGAGGGAGGAGUUACAAGCGGAGAGACAGCGGUACAAUGACGCCAGCCGGCAGCUUCAGGAUUACAAAAUCCGUCAGGGGGAGUUGGAGGAUGAGAUCGGAAGCUGUCGCGCCCAGAUCAAAGACAAAGAUGCACAGAUUUUCGAGAAGGAGAACACGAUGGCCACACUAGAGCAAGAGCACACCUCCCUGCAGUCCAAGCUGCGAUCGCUGAGGGAGGACCUGACAGAACGCGAGGGGCAGCUGCACGUGGUCCGCAUGAACCUGGAGACGUCGGAGACGCAGAACCGCCGUCACGCUCAGUCCGUCUCGCGCUACGAGGAAUCGCUGUCGCAGCUGCAGGCCGAUCUGGAGCGGAGCCAGGAAGAGUACAGGAGUGCUCACGCGGAGUUGGUUGAGAGCCAGCAGCAGAUCCGUGACAUGAGGGUCCAGCUGAGCGAGGUCCAAGGCCAGCACAAGGAAGCCAUGAGCCAGCUAGGAGAGCGAGCUACCCUGGCGGCUAAGCUGCAGAGUGAACUCUCAAGGGCUGACAAGCAGAAUCAAGCACUGUCAGAAGAGGUGGGCAUCUACGAAGAGAAGAUGCGCAAGCUGCGCACGGAGCUGAAGAAGGUCCAGGACCUCAACCGGCAGAGCGAGGUGGAGGUGCGGAACUACGAGACCCACGUCCAGGAGCUGACAGACAAGCUGGCCCACGCUAACGAGAAGCACCGGCUGAGCGUCCAGGAGGUGGCCAUGAGGGAGGAACAGAUCGUGGUCUUGAAGGUGGAGGUGGCCUCUCUGCAAGAGAGGAUCAGGCACCGCAUGGAAGAGAGUGACAAACUGGUGAAGGAGGUGAAUGAGGCCUCGCAGAAGCACAUAGACAGCUGUAAGGAGAAUGAUCGCCUCAGGACAUCGUUGGAGGAAGCCAGAGCUAACGGAGACAGGCUGCACAGCGAGAGUGAACUGGUCGUCUCAAAUGUCAACUCAUGGGUCCAAAGCCAAAAAGAGGCCAACGAAAAACUAGGAGCCAAGAUCAAAGAGCAGAGCCAGACGAUCAGAACGCUGAACAAGGAAAAAGAUCAGCUCCUGGAGAGCGGGGAGGUCCUCCAACAGUCGGUCAGUCGUCUCAAGCUGGAGAACGAGGAUCUGCAAGUGGCUGCCGAGCGCUUCAAGGCUCUGCAGAGCCACUCCUCACACCAACAGAUGCUGCUGCAACAACUCAAGAGCAGGCUUGAAGAACACGAAACCGACCAGGAGCAGGAGAUCUCGGAGAAGCUAGGGACCAUCGAGGACCUCCACGCCCGCCUCAGGGCCAACGUGAGCACCAUCCAGCAGCUCAACGAGCAGCUGCACUCCCUCAAGCAGGAGACGGUCCGCCAACGCUCAGACAUUGAGAAAGAGAGAGCGGCCAGACAGAACCUGCAGAUGCAGCUGGAGAGCAGGGAACAGGCUCUCAACAGCCUCAAAGCUCAAAUGGAGUCAGAGAGAUAUCACCGGUCUGUGAAUGGCACCACGCCUCGUCGUGGUGGGGAAAGCUACACAAACGGUUCAGCACCAGACUCGGCCUAUGCCUCGUCGUUGGGGAGGGGAUCGCAGCGACAAAACAAGGACAAGAUGCAGUCAGCCAUCAACAGCGCCCUCAAGGACGCGGGUGUGAGCGACCCGAACACGCUGGACAAGUCGUACUGGAUCCAACGCGUCGGGGAGCUCUCGCUACAGCUGCAGCAGAGCAGCGAGUUCUGGUCGGACAAAGUGCGGGAUCUGUCGGCCCAGUUGGGGCGUUCACGAAGUCCCUCGCCUCAUAAAUGAUGGACACGUUCUUUUAUUGGCGAUUGACUACUUGAGGAACAAGAAGGGCCAAACUUCAACAUAUUGGCCAAUUUUGCGUGCAGAAAAGUGUAUAAAAGAAAGGCCCAAAUACACGGUCCAAAAUGUUCUGUUCUUGAACGACAUAUUGGGGGCUGGGCAUAGAACUGUAUUUAUUACUAGACAGCAAACGUACACAAUGUAGCCAUCUGAACGCAUCCAUGUUUGUGCAUAACUUGUAGAAAGCAAAAUAAAAUUGUACAGCUUUACGCAUAUCUGUGUUUGUAUUUAAGCCUAUAUUAUAAACAUAUGUUCAAAACAAAACAAAUAACCAGCAAAUAAGCAGUCUAUUUUGUUCUACACUAACAAUGCACACAACUGCACGUGUGCUACCGAUGAAUCGUAUGUUUUACCAAUGAAUUCUGUAUUACAAAUGGACAACCAUGCCUGUUCAGCCCUUAUGGUUUUCUGUUCUGCAUUCAGAGCUCACCAGGCACACUUCCAUUCCAUCUAAUUUCAAUCUUUUCUAUAAGUCCACAUACAUGAAUUCAAAAUGUCUGCGCUCCAAAUGCUUAAUAAAAGUAUUCUGCACAUGCAAAGGACGAGUCCAUAAUUUAUUAUAGCUCUAAGGAGUGGUGACACUUUAAAACAAUUCCUAUAUCAUGGAAGUUCCAUGCACUGACACAUUACAUUCCUUAAAUAGUUCAAUAUUAGUGUGCCUUCGUUUCUUAGACUGUACUGUAGCAGUUGUAGAAGUUGUAAAUAUUGGAGUUUAUAUUUAUGAAAUGUAUAGAGUGUAUGAAUAGUGCUCUUUUUUACUUUUACAUGAGGUUCUUGUUUCGAUCUGUAUUUUUAAACGGUACCAUACAGAUACAUUGAAUACACAGUUUAGAAUUUUAUAUUUGGUCUUUUUAACUUCAAAAAUAAAGUUCGAAAAUGAACCAAUGUUUACACCAUCUUUCCACAUUUGGAGGUAGUUUGCCAUUUUCCACCCAAAGUAGUUUCUUCUAGUUGAAAAGACUUAUCCCUAUCCAAAUGAAGUACAUUUUUAAAAAGAUGAUAUAACAUGAAAUGGGUUAAGCUCUUUAUAUAAAUUUUUACAAAUUUUUUUAACAUUUAUGCAAUUGCCAAAUUUU
This is a messenger RNA of Patiria miniata (bat star), 8339 nucleotides long. RefSeq names its product trichohyalin-like. NCBI's taxonomy places the organism in Eukaryota, Metazoa, Echinodermata, Asteroidea, Valvatida, Asterinidae. The coding region runs from base 181 to 7206 and encodes 2341 amino acids. The record is from RefSeq and is a predicted model, not a curated record. Gene Ontology annotation, biological process: spermatogenesis. The transcript has 46 exons.